This is a messenger RNA of Coregonus sp. 'balchen', 15986 nucleotides long. The record is from the annotation of a GenBank genome assembly. Lineage: Eukaryota; Metazoa; Chordata; Actinopteri; Salmoniformes; Salmonidae.
AUGAGUUAUCAUCAGGGGGCUGAGGGUGGAGCCAUCCCUAAAGAAAGACAGAAGGAUGGGUCACCAAACAAGGAUCUUGAUGAGACCAUGGGCCUUGAUAUGAAGAGGUGUGUGUGUGUGUGUGCGCACACAACUGCUCGUUGAAGACUUUUAGAUCUGUAUCCUAUUUAAAAGUAAUGCAUUUUUAGAAGGAUACUGAGUUACUGCAUAGUACAUUUAACAGAAAAUAUGAAAGAUUUGGUAAGCGUAAAUGACUGAGGACAAACCAAGUACAAAGGUAGUUCACUUCUAUAAUGCUGCAUGUGAUUUGAGUAUUUACUAAAGGUGCAUGUCUGUCUUGUAUUAUUUGCAGUGUCCAUCCAGAGAUAGCUGAGUCUGUUUCCUCUGGUUAUUUAUCAAUGAAGAGUGACCAAUCCAUGGAACUCCCUUUUCGUUUCAAAGGGUAAUAUUUUACAUACUCCUUUGAGCCUAUGUCAUAAUAAUAACAUUUUCUUAAUUAUUUGUGACUUAAGGUGAGACAGAAUUGCACAUAAUGAUAUGAUGAGUAGGUUACCAUGAUAACAGAUAGUUAUAGGUAGGUUACCAUGAUAACAGAUAGUUAUAGGUAGGUUACCAUGUGUUAUAUUAUCAGGCCAUUAUGUGUUAACCUGAAUGGGUCAUGUUCUUUUGAUCAAUGUAUUUGAUAAAUGUGGCUCUGUGUAGCUCAGUUGGUAGAGCAUGGUGCUUGCAACGCCAGGGUUGUGGGUUCGUUUCCCACGGGGGGCCAGUAUGAAAAUGUAUGCACUCACUAACUGUAAGUCGCUCUGGAUAAGAGUGUCUGCUAAAUGACUAAAAUGUAUUAAAUCUUACUCUCCAGGCCAGGAGAGGUACCCUGUGAUAUCUGCUCUGAGGUCAAAGCUGUGAAGUUCUGUCUGACCUGCACUAUCUCCUACUGUGAGACCCACGUUAGGAAUCACUACACAGUACCUAAACUACAGAGACACACCCUGGUGGAGGUGACUGGAGACCUGGAGGAGAGACUCUGUCAGGUGCACCACAGAGCUCUGGAGGUGUUCUGCAGGACAGACCAGAAGCUGAUCUGCAGUCUGUGUGUAGUUACAGAACACAAAGGACAUGAUGUAGUCUAUGAAGAGAUAAAACAAGCAGGAAGACAGGUAUAGUUUAUGCUUUCUUCUCCCCUUUAUCAGAAAACAUGCUGACUUUCCUCUGUUGUCAUCAUUGUCCAAUACAAAGUAGUGCACAUUUUUUUGCAUCCCACUAUACAAAAUGUUUGUUUCUCCAUAAAAUACCACUUGUUCUGAAAACUAUUUCAUAUUGAUGAUUUCAUGGAAGACAUGUUGCUGAGUGUUCCGUGACAAAGCACAAAGGUCAUGACCUGAUCAUUGAAGAGAUAAAACAAACAGGAAGACAGGUAGUUGAUUCCCCCCCUCAUUAUACCUGAGUAUACACUGAAUAUACAUGGCCAAAAGUAUGUGGACACCCCUUCAAAUUAGUGUAUUCGGCUAUUUCAGCCACACCCGUUGCUGACAGGUGUAUAAAAUCGAGCACACCGCCAUGCAAUCUCCAUAGACAAACAUUGACAGUAGAAUGGCCUUACUGAAGAGCUCAGUGACUUUCAACGUUACACCGUCAUAGGAUGCCACCUUUCCAACAAGUCAGUUCAUCAAAUUUCGGCCUUUCUAGAGCUGCCCCGGUCAACUGUAAGUGCUGUUAUUGUGAAGUGGAAACGUCUAGGAGCAACAAUGACUCAACCGCGAAGCGGUAGGCCACACAAGCUUACAGAACGGGACCACUGAGUGCUGAAGCGCCUAGAGCGUAAAAGUCGUCUGUCCUCAGUUGCAACACUCACUACCGAGUUCCAAACUGACUCUGGAAGCAACGCCAGCACAAGAACUGUUCGUCGGGAGCUUCAUGAAAUGAGUUUCCAUGGCAGAGCAGCCGCACACAAGCCUAAGAUCACCAUGCGCAAUUUCAAGCGUCGGCUGGAGUGGUGUAAAGCUCGCCGCCAUUGGACUCUGGAACAGUGGAAACACGUUCUCUGGAGUGAUGAAUCACGCUUCACCAUCUUGCAGUCCAACAGAUGAAUCUGGGUUUGGGGAUGCCAGGAGAACACUACCUGCCCGAAUGCAUAGUGCCAACUGUAAAGUUUUGUGGAGGAGGAAUAAUGGCCUGGGGCUGUUUUUCAUGGUUCGGGCUAGGCCCCUUAGUUCCAGUGAAGGGAAAUCUUAACGCUACAGCAUACAAUGACAUUCUAGACGAUUCUGUGCAUCCAACUUUGUGGCAACAGUUUGGGGAAGGCCAUUUCCUGUUUCAGCUUGACAAUGCCCCCGUUCACAUUUAUUAACAUGAUUUUGGAAUGAGAUGUUCGACGAGCAGGUGUCCACAUACAGUUGAAGUCUGAAGUUUACAUACACUUAGGUUGGAGUCAUUAAAACUCGUUUUUUCAAUCACUCCACAAAUGUCUUGUUAACAAACUAUAGUUUUGGCAAGUCGGUUAGGACAUCUACUUUGUGCAUGACACAUGUAACUUUUCCAACAAUUGUUUACAGACAGAUUAUUUCACUUAUAAUUCACUGUAUCACAAUUCCAGUGGGUCAGAAGUUUACAUACACUAAGUUGACUGUGCCUUUAAACAGCUUGGAAAUUUCCAGAAAAUGAUGUCAUGGCUUUAGACGCUUCUGAUAGACUAAUUGACAUAAUUUGAUUCAAUUGGAGGUGUACCUGUGGAUGUAUUUCAAGGCCUACCUUCAAACUCAGUGCCUCUUUGCUUGACAUCAUGGGAAAAUCAAAAGAAAUCAGCCAAGACCUCAGAAAAAAAAUUGUAGACCUCCACAAGUCUGGAUCAUCCUUGGGAGCAAUUUCCAAACGCCUGAACGUAACACGUUCAUCUGUACAAACAAUAGUACGCAAGUAAAAACACUAUGGGACCACGCAGCCGUCAUACCGCUCAGGAAGGAGACGCGUUCUGUCUCCUAGAGAUGAACGUACUUUGGUGCGAAAAGUGCAAAUCAAUCCCAGAACAACAGCAAAGGACCUUGUGAAGAUGCUGGAGGAAACAGGUACAAAAGUAUCUAUAUCCACAGUAAAACGGGUCCUAUAUUGACAUAACCUGAAAGGCCGCUCAGCAAGGAAGAAGCCACUGCUCUAAAACCGCCAUUAAAAAGCCAGACUACGGUUUGCAACUGCACAUGGGGACAAAGAUCGUACUUUUUUGAGAAAUGUCCUCUGGUCUGAUGAAACAAAAAUAGAACUGUUUGGCCAUAAUGACCAUCGUUAUGUUUGGAGGAAAAAGGGGGUGCUUGCAAGCCGAAGAACACUAUCCCAACCGUGAAGCACAGGGGUGGCAGCAUCAUGCUGUGGGGAUGCUUUGCUGCAGGAGGGACUGGUGCACUUCACAAAAUAGAUGGCAUCAUGAGGAAGGACAAUUAUGUGGAUAUAUUGAAGCAACACUUUUAAGACAUCAUUCAGCAAGUUAAAGCUUGGUCGCAAAUGGGUUUUCCAAAUGGACAAUGACCCCAAGCAUACUUCCAAAGUUGUGGCAAAAUGGCUUAAGGACAACAAAGUCAAGGUAUUGGAGUGGCCAUCACAAAGCCCUGACCUCAAUCCUAUAGAACAUUUGUGGGCAGAACUGAAAAAGCGUGUGCGAGCAAGGAGGCCUACAAACCUGACUCAGUUACACCAGCUCUGUCAGGAGGAAUGGGCCAAAAUUCACCGAACUUAUUGUGGAAAGCUUGUGGAAGGCCACCCGAAAUGUUUGACCUAAGUUAAACAAUUUAAAGGCAAUGCUACCAAAUACUAAUUGAGUGUAUGUAAACUUCUGACCCACUGGGAAUGUGAUGAAAUAAAUAAAAGCUGAAAUAAAUAAUUCUCUCUACUAUUAUUCUGACAUUUCACAUUCUUGAAAUAAAGUGGUGAUCCUAACUGACCUAAGAUAGGGAAUUCUUACUUGGAUUAAAUGUCAGGAAUUGUGAAAAACUGAGUUUAAAUGUAUUUGGCGAAGGUGUAUGUAAACUUCUGACUUCAACUGUACUAUUGGCAAUGUAGAUUUGCUAAUACUGUUAAUUCAAGUUCAUGCUACAAGCUUUGUCAUUGCUUGUUUUGCAACAUAAACCUUUAGUUUUUUCAAUGAAAAGAUUGUUUCUUACUCUGUUUCCACUGCUGAAGACUUUUGAUGGAGAGCAACACCAAAGGCCAGAGUCAGUCGACGGUAAGUGCAUGUACAAUCAAUAAUGAAUUAACCCAAAAGUUGUUAUUUGAGAUCUUUAGUGAUAGCUCAUAACUUGUGAACAAUGAUGUACAUAACGUUUGUAAAAAAGUAUUUAAGAUAUAAUUUGUUACUCCUAUUCUGAUAUAAGUAAAUUAGUAUGCAUUUGUGGUUCCAAUUAAGUCAGUUUUUUCUCUCCAGUGCUGCCCCCUCCUGGGAAGAUCCAGGUCCUGUCAGUGAGAUCAGACUCCGUGUCUCUGAGCUGGGGUUCUCCUGAGGGGCUGAAGGCACCACACAUGUUCAGAGUGACCUGGGGGUGUGACCUGGGGGAAACGGACUCAUCAAAAGUGAAAGGCGGGUAUCAUCUUAAAAUAAGCAGUCUCCAACCUGGUGAAAAGUACCAGUUCAGUGUGGCCACAGAGGGAGAAGAUGGCAGACAAAGCAGAUGUGUCUCAGCAUCCCUAUCCACAGGUACAGAGUUUGGUUUUAGUCAUGUUUUACUGACAUACUUUGUUGUGUUUUAAGAGCGAUAUUGUUAUGGACUCAUCAGUCAAGGAAGAUCUUCUUACAACAAAUCUUGAUUUUUGUUCCAGUGGUUCCACCCAGAGACUUAAAGGUAGACCAUUUGAACCAUACCUCCUUCACUCUCCACUGGUCCAAGGCUGAAGGAAUGGAAAAAGUCCCACAACGCUUCCUCAUAUCCUACUGCAGCCCAGGAACAGACCUCCAUGCAGAGAAUACUAAAGACUGCCACAAAACAUUCUCAAACCUGCAACCUGGUACUGAGUACACCGUCAGCGUCUCAACUGUACUGAAGAAUGGGGAAGAGAGUGAACCUGUCUUUACAACCAUCUGCACUAGUAAGAGAUCUCCUCACCUUAUUACAGAUCAUCAUCUCUACCAGAACAGACAUUUUGCUAUAUUACAAAUCAACUUCUAUUGUGACUUCUGUUUUUAGCUUAUUCCUUCCCACAUUAUAAGUGAUUGCAAAGACAUGUUUAUCCCUGGCCUUAUUCUACAUUUUCUCCUGUAAUAUAUUUCUGGAGUUAAACUUUAGCCCUGACAAUAAUGUAUUUUCCCUUAGUACUUCCUGCUCCAGACCAGAUUCAUGUUGACUCAGUGGACACCACAUCAGCUGCUGUUAGCUGGAGCCAGCCACCAGGAUUAGACCAAACCCAACAUCAUUACCAGAUCUCCUACCACUGUCCAGGGACAGAACCACACAUCACUACCACAUCUUCACACAGCAUCACUCUCUCUGACCUGCAACCUGCUACUGAAUACUCUGUCACUGUCUGCACUGAGUUGGAAAAUGGAAAGAAAAGUCAACUGGUGUUAACAACCCUCACCACAGGUAAGUACCCUACUAAAGUAUUACAGUGGCUUGCGAAAGUAUUCACCCCCCUUGGCAUUUUUCCUAUUUUGUUGCCUUACAACCUGGAAUUAAAAUCAAUUUUUUGGGGGGUUUGUAUCAUUUGAUUUAAACAACAUGCCUACCACUUUGAAGAUGCAAAAUAUUUUUUAUUGUGAAACAAACAAGAAAUAAGACAAAAAAACAGAACUUGAGCGUGCAUAACUAUUCACCCCCCCCCCACCCCCCCCAAAGUCAAUACUUUGUAGAGGCACCUUUUGCAGCAAUUACAGCUGCAAGUCUCUUGGGGUAUGUCUCUAUAAGCUUGGCACAUCUAGCCACUGGGAUUUUUGCCCAUUCUUCAAGGCAAAACUGCUCCAGCUCCUUCAAGUUGGAUGGGUUCCACUGGUGUACAGCAAUCUUUAAAUCAUACCACAGAUUCUCAAUUGGAUUGAGGUCUGUGCUUUGACUAGGCCAUUCCAAGACAUUUAAAUGUUUCCACUUAAACCACUCGAGUGUUGCUUUAGCAGUAUGCUUAGGGUCAUUGUCCCACUGGAAGGUGAACCUCUGUCCCAGUCUCAAAUCUAUGGAAGACCGAAACAGGUUUCUCUCAAGAAUUUCCCUGUAUUUAGCGCCAUCCAUCAUUCCUUCAAUUCUGACCAGUUUCCCAGUCCCUGCCGAUGAAAAACAUCCCCACAUGCUGCCACCACCAUGCUUCACUGUGGGGAUUGUGUUCUCGGGGUGAUGAGAGGUGUUGGGUUUGCGCCAGACAUUUUCCUUGAUGGCCAAAAAGCUCAACUUUAGUCUCAUCAGACCAGAGUACCUUCUUCCAUAUGUUUGGGGAGUCUCCCACAUGCCUUUUGGCGAAAACCAAGCGUGGUUGCUUAUUUUUUUCUUUAAGCAAUGGCUUUUUUCUGGCCACUCUUCCGUAAAGCCCAGCUCUGUGGAGUGUACGGCUUAAAGUGGUCCUAUGGACAGAUACUCUAAUCUCCGCUGUGGAGCUUCGCAGCUCCUUCAGGGUUAUCUUUGGUCUCUGUUGCCUUUCUGAGGAAUGCCCUCCUUGCCUGGUCCGUGAGUUUUGGUGGGCGGCCCUCUCUUGGCAGGUUUGUUGUAGUGCCAUAUUCUUUCCAUUUUUAAUAAUGAAUUUAAUGGUGCUCCGUGGGAUGUUCAAAGUUUUGGAUAUUUUUUUAUAACCCAACCCUGAUCUGUACUUCUCCACAACUUUGUCCCUGACCUGUUUGGAGAGCUCCUUGGUCUUCAUGGUGCCGCUUACUUGGUUGUGCCCCUUGCUUAGUGGUGUUGCAGACUCUUGGGCCUUUCAGAACAGGUGUGUAUAUAUACUGAGAUCAUGUGACACUUAGAUUGCACACAGGAGGACUUUAUUUAACUAAUUAUGUGACUUCUGAAGGUAAUUGGUUGUACCAGAUCUUUAUUUAGGGGCUUCAUAGCAAAGGGGGUGAAUACAUAUGCAUGGACCAGUUUUAAGCAAGCAGAGGCAGAUCAACUCCUUGACAUAAUGAUUAACAGGAAUGGAGGAAAGCAUGAAUUCAAAUAUGAUAAAAAAUACAUUUGAUUGAUUUCAGCACUUAACAGCACGAUGAGAUCUGGGGAAUUCACCAUCAUGUAUAUCUCAUCAGGGAAGAUACUGUACCUUUACAUUGCAUGCUGACAAAUCCAUUAUGAUUAUUUAAUGUACAUUACAGUGAUUUUGACAACUAGUCAGUUUGACAACAGACAUACAGUGCCUUGAAAAAGUAUUAAUCCCCCUUGGCGUUUUUCCUAUUUCGUUGCAUUACAACCUGUAAUUUAAAUGGAUUUUUAUUUGGAUUUCAUGUAAUGGACAUACUGGUGAAAUGAAAUGAAAUUGGUGAAGUGAAAUGAAAAAAAUAACUUGUUUCAAAAAAUGCUAAAAAAUAAAUAACGGAAAAGUGGUGCGUGCAUAAGUUUUCACCCCCUUUGCUAUGAAGCCGCUAAAUAAGAUCUGGUGCAACCAAUUACCUUCAGAAGUCACAUAAUUAGUUAAAUAAAGUCCACCUGUGUGCAUUCUAAGUGUCAAAUGAUCUGUCACAUGAUCUCAGUAUAUAUACACCUGUUCUGAAAGGCCCCAGAGUCUGCAACACCACUAAGCAAGGGGCACCACCAAGCAAGCAGCACCAUGAAGACCAAGGAGCUAUCCAAACAGGUCAAGGACAAAGUUGUGGAGAAGUACAGAUCAGGGUUAGGUUAUGAAAAAAUAUCAGAAACUUUGAACAUCCCAUGGAGCACCAUUAUAUAUAUUAUUUUAAAAUGGAAAGAAUAUGGCACCACAACAAACCUGCCAAGAGGGGUCCGCCCACCAAAACUCACGGACCAGGCAAGGAGGGCAUUAAUCAGAGAGGCAACAAAGAGACCAAAGAUAACCCUGAAGGAGCUGCAAAACUCCACAGCGGAGAUUGGAGUAUCUGUCCAUAGGACCACUUUAAGCCGUACACUCCACAGAGCUGGGCUUUACGGUAGAGUGGCCAGAAAUAAGCCAUUGCUUGAAGAAAAAAAUGCAUGUGGGAGACUCCCCAAACAUUUGGCAGAAGGUACUCUGUUCAGAUUAGACUAAAAUUGAGCUUUAUGGCCAUCAAGGAAAACGCUAUGUCUGGGGCAAACCCAACACCUCUCAUCACCCCGAGAACACCACCACCACAGUGAAGCAUGGUGGAGGCAGCAUCAUGCUGUGGGGAUGUUUUUGAUCGGCAGGGACUGGGAAACUGGUCAGAAUUGAAGGAAUGAUGGAUGGCACUAAAUACAGGGAAAUACUUGAGGGAAACCUGUUUCAGUCUUCCAGAGAUUUGAGACUGGGACAGAGGUUCACCUUCCAGCAGGACAAUUACCCUAAGCACACUGCUAAAGCAACACUCAAGUGGUUUAAGGGGAAACAUUUAAAUGUCUUGGACUGGCCUAGUCAAAGCACAGACCUCAAUCCAGUUGGGAAUCUGUGGUAUGUGGGGGGGGGUGAAUAGUUAUGCACGCUCAAGUUUUUUGUUUCACAAGAAAAAAUAUAUUGCAUCUUCAAAGUGAUAGGCAUGUUGUGUAAAUCAAAUGAUACAACCCCCCCCCCAAAUUUUUUAUUUAUUAAUUCCAGGUUGUAAGGCAACAAAAUAGGAAAAAUGCCAAGGCGGGUGAAUACUUUCACAAGCCACUGUAGCCGUGGUUACAUACAUAACCCUUUAUCUCCACCUGUGCGUGCCGGUUGGUUUUUUGGAUUUCCUCCCCCUCCCAUAUCCUGUUCCCCCAUACUUUUAAAUCCAUGUCUCCCCAAUGUUAAAUGAAUUAUGGACUCCUCCAUGUUUUGUUUGUGUUUGUAGUAGCCGCACUGCGCUGGUCUAUGAAUUAAUAGAAUUCUGAGUGUUUACAGGUUUCCAAGGUGAAUUAUUAGUUUCAUGUUCAUUCCCUAGGCUGGCCUACUACGGCACGGUGGAGAUCACAAAUUUUUUUUGCAACAGUAGGCAGGUUUGCAUUGACCCCAUUGUCUUAUGUCAGAUGGCGUCACUCCUACGAGACGCUUGUGUCAAUGGCUGAGGUGAAUGUGGUGUGGGAGUCAGGCGCAGGACACCGAAGCUUAGUCCAACAAAGUUUACUAGUGCAACACAAGGCACAAUACAAUGAACGGCCUCAACUAAACCAGAGGCGAGCGAUUACGCAAACUCUGCGUAACUACAAAAACACAACAGAGAAAACACGCAGCACUAACGGACAGGCGAAUAACAACACACAAACUAACCACACAAACAGGCAACUUAUAGACACAUAAUCAACACAAAACACAGUGCAAUAGACAGACAAAAGCAAUCAAACACUGAAACAUCUAACGGUGCAGCUAGUACUCCGGGGACGGCGAACGCCGAAGCCUGCCCGAGCAGGAGGAGGAGCAGCCUCGGCAGAUCCGUGACAGUACCCCCCUUGACGCGCGGCUCCACCGUGCGCCGAUCCCGGCCUCGGGACGACCAGAGGACGCGGAGCGGGCGGUGGGAUGACCACGGUGGAACUCAUCAGGAGAGAUGGAUCUAGGAUAUCCCUCCUAGGCACCCAGCACCGUUCCUCCGGACUGUACCCUCCCACUCCACGAGAUACUGGAGACCCCCAUCCGACGUCUCGAGUCCAAGAUGGUCCUGACCGGUACGCCGGAGCUCCCUCGAUGUCCAGAGGGGGGGAGGGGUCUCUCCUAUCUCACUUCUUGGAGUGGACCAGCUACCACCGGCCUGAGAAGAGACACAUGGAACGAGGUUAAUAUUCUUAUAAUCAAUAGGCAGUUGUACCUGUAACACACCUCGUUCAAUCUCCUCAGGACAUUAAAGGCCCCACAAACCGCCGACCCAGCUUCCGGCAGGGCAGGCAGAGGGGCAGGUUUCGAGUCGAGAGCCAGACCGAUCUCCCGGUGCGUACACCGGACCCUCACUGCGGUGGCGAUCGGCGCUCGCCUUCUGUCGACGGAUGGCCCGCUGCAGAUGGACAUGAGCAGCGUUCCACAUCUCCUCCGGCGCCGAAUCCAUUCGUCACCGCAGGGGCCUCGAUCUGGCUCUCGUGCCAUGGUGCCAGGACCGGCUGAUACCCCAACACACACUGGAAAGGGGUAGAUUAGUGGAGGAGUGGCGGAGAGAUUCUGUGCCUCUCUGCCCAGGGGAAUACCUAGACCACUCCUCCGGCCGGCCCUGGCAAUAGGACCUCAGAAACCUACCCACAUCCUGGUUGACUCGUUCUACCUGCCAUUGCUCUCUGGGUGGUAACCCGAGGUAAGGCUCACCGGACCCCCAAGCGUUCCAUGAACGCCCCCCAGACUCUGGAGGUGAAUGGGGACCUCGGUCAGACACUAUAUCCUCGGCACCCAUAGUGCCGGAAAACGUGGGUAAAUAGGGCCUCAGCCGGUCUGUAGGGAGACCCGGCAUUGGGAGGAGACGACAGGCCUUAGAAAACUGAUCCACACGACCAAAAUAGUGGUAUUCCCCUGGAGGGGGGAAGGUCAGUCAACAAAAUCCACCGAGAGGUGGGACCAUGGUCUUUGUGGAACGACCAUGGGCAAAUGUCUAGGCGCCUUACACUGGGCGCACACCGAGCAGAGGAGACAUAAACCCUCACAUCCCUAGCUAACGUUGGCCACCAGUAGUUAUCAAAAUGACUCUAUGAACUACCGUAAUUUUCGGACUAUAAACCGCGCCUUUUUUCAUAUUUUUCGACCCUGCGGCUUAUAUAACGGUGCGGCUAAUCUAUGGAUUUUUACAGCUAACGGCCAAUAGAAGACCUCCUAAUUCUAUGGAUUUUACAGGUUACAGUCCACCAAAUUUAACUCUAUGGGCUCUAUGACCGGUCCGCGCCCCCCACCUUUAAGCGGCGGGCUCCAGCAGGAAAAGCUGGAGGCCGGAAAAGAGUGAGACAGGUAGCGCGCAAAAGUAAAAGUGGAACCGAGAGUGGUACGAGAGACAGAACGAGAGCAAGACAGACAGACAUUACGAGAGCGAGACAGUUUGUCUCUUUCCCGACAAUCCCCUCUGUGCACGAACCCUUACAUAUGGUGAUUAAACAUUAAAACACCUGCGGCUUAUAGUUCAGUGCGGCUUAUAUAUGUACGCGUCAUUCAAUAUCAUUCAAUUUAGCUGCUGCUGCUUAUACUCCGGUGCGCCUUAUAGUGCGGAAAAUACGGUAAUCAUAAAGCAUGUGUCAGCAUGGGAUAUAAAGGUACAGUAUCUUCACUGAUAAGAAAUAUAUGAUGGUGAUUUCCCUGGAUCUUUCCUAUUUCCUGAUCUUCCUUUCUAUUUACAGAACCCUGUCUCAUGGAGCUGUUGUCAAAGAUUGGACUAGAAGAUCAUUAUGAAAACAAGCUGAUGUUAAGUACUGUCCUUGAGAUAAAUCCUAAUACUACAUCAGAUGAACCACUUACCACUAUGCAGUCACUUCCAGGGGCCUUCCUUAAGAAAUUAAUGAUGGCAAAUGUGAAUGCUAGGAGUGUCAAAUGUCUGACCACUGACCAGGAAGUUCCCUAUGAUGGAGUAGACAACCUGGACACUGACUCUGAUAGCAGCAAUGUCAUUAAUCCACUGGACCUGAUAACUGCCCUGUUUCUGUGCUCAGAUGGUUUCCUGCAGCAGGAGAUGGUCCAGAAAAUGUCAAUGUGUCAGUUUGCUGUUCCUCUCCUGCUGCCAAACUGUGACACAAAACAAAGCACUUUGAUGCUGUGGGCCCUGAGGGACAUAGUUAAGAAGUUUAGACCCUCUUCCCAAACGGCCACAAAUGCUUUUGUGGAGGAGAGAAUAGUUCUCUCUGAUAUUCCUAUGGUGUCUUUUGUUAGGCUAGGAGAGAGCAGCUUGUCCAAGUCUCAGAUUUUGAACAAGUUGCUUAGUAACCCUCAACAGUACCAUGAUACAUUUGUUCAUCAUGAUAUGGAAUGUGGCGAUGUACCUCAGAGGAUUUCAGAUGGUCUAGUUGAAAUCAGCUGGUACUUUCCAUGUGGGAACAGAAACAUAGACAUGUUCAAAGAACCUGUCACUGUGGCCAAUCUCAGAGGAGACAUCAGGUCCUCUGAAACACAGUUCUCCUUUCUGUGUCAAACAUCAGCUGCAGUUUACAUUUUCAGUGAUGAUUUCGAGGCAGAUCUCAAGGUUUUGGAAGGAAAAAGCACAAAAGCAGAGUUAUUUCUGGUUGUCAACUCUCAGAGAAAAACAUUCAAGGUAGACACAUUGAAGAAAUUGAUCACACAAUACAGUAUCAAAGAAACAAAUGUGAUUGUGAAAAAGAAGCAGAAUGAUGCAGAACUUGUCAAAACCCUGCAGUCAACUGUGGGUGACAUCAUCAAAAAAAGUAAAAACAGACUGACAAUUGAAAACAUGGCUGCCGUGGCUCAUCAGUUUGGGAUUCUGAUUGAUGAAGACGGUGAGUGUCAGAGUGCCAGGAUGAUGGCAGAUGAAAUCACCAGGAACAUCACAGACACUAUUAAAUUCAAAGAUGAACAGCUACCCUUACAAGGCCAAAUCUGGAAAGAGCUUUCCCAGUUGGAAAAGGAGAGGUGUAGGCUGAGAAAAGCAGGGGAUGCAGACAUUGAACACUACAAGAGCUCUCUGAAUAAAAAGGAGGAAGAGUUGAGAAAGAAGCAACAUCAAUUUGAAAUGUCAGAUGCAAUGGCAAGCUUCAUUUUCGGAAUGUCAAAAUCAGGACCUGAGCGAUCCUAUUUCCUCAAAUGGAUGCGGAUAAAUCUGGACAAUCUGUCACUGCAGAACCUGUCUGUUUUGCGGGACCAGUACGAAGAUCUUUGCCAACAUUCUCCGGAGAAAAAAGAUGACAUUAAAGAUUUGGAUAAGCAAUUAUCUAACUGUUCAUUAGGUCUUGAACACUUUCUUCGUGAGUUGGGCCAGUUAUAUGAAGCUUCCUGCUCCCUCCCUGAAAGUAGCCUACAAAGGAAACAGAUGGAGCAUCUUCCUGGAUUGUGUGCUCAGAUGCUGUUGGAUGGUUUCCCCAUUGAGCUUGUGGAUGGAGAUGCAUCAAAUAUCCCUCUAAAAUGGAUAUCAGCUGUACUGACUCAGCUUCAUACUCUUGUCCAAUCCAACAGCAAGAUCCGGGUGGUCUCAGUUUUAGGGGUCCAAGGCAUAGGGAAGUCCACUCUCCUCAACACCAUGUUUGGGGUCCAGUUUGCUGUCAGCAGUGGAAGAUGCACCAGAGGGGCCUUCAUGCUACUGAUAAAAGUCAACAAAGAACUCAAGGAGGAGCUGAAAUGUGACUUCAUCAUGAUCAUUGACACAGAGGGAUUGAAAUCACUAGAGCUGGCUCAACUAGAUGAUAGCCAUGAACAUGACAAUGAAUUGGCCACACUGGUGAUUGGACUCAGUGAUGUUACAAUUAUCAACAUCGCCAUGGAGAUCUCCACAGAGAUGAAAGACAUUCUACAGAUUGUUGUUCAUUCUUUUAUCAGGAUGAAGGAAGUGGGGAAGAAGCCAGUAUGUCAUUUUGUGCAUCAGAAUGUGUCAGACAUGUCUGCUCAUGACAACAACAUGAGGGACAGGAAGAAGUUGUUGGAACAGUUGGAUGAAAUGACCCUGGCAGCAGCCAGAAUGGAGAAGAAGGAGAAUAUCACCAAGUUCACUGACGUGAUGGACUAUGAUCCAGACACAAGCAGCUGCUACAUCCCAGGACUCUGGCAUGGGACUCCCCCUAUGGCUCCAGUCAAUGCUGGCUACAGUGAGGCGGUGUACAGCUUCAAGAAGACCUUGAUGAAAGAUUUCAGAAUCUGUCAGAGACAUGAUGAUUUGACACAUUUCCUGAAGUUGACACAAAGGUUGUGGGAGUCUGUAAAAUUUGAGAAAUUAAUCUUUAGUUUCAGAAAUAGCUUAAUUGCGGAUGCAUACUCCAGAUUAUGCUCGGAGUACAAUGGUUGGGAAUGGGCCUUCCAGAAAGAGAUGUAUAAAUGGAUGAUGAGUGCUGAAACUAAAAUAUCCAAUAUUGGCAUGACAGAUCAAAAUCCCCAGAAGUCCAUAAGAGAUGUGCUAAAAGACUUGAUGAGAGAAGCAUCUGAGAAUCUUGCAGAGGGAGAAAAGGAAAUCCAAGACAAUCUAGUAAAAUACUUUAAAAAGCAAGAUGGCCAUGUCAAUCUGGUGGAAAAAUACAAGGAGGACUUUGUGUGUAGUGCUAAAACACUGAGACGAGAGACAGAAAACACAGUGAAGAACAAACUGCAAGGAGCUGUUGAAACCAAAGAGGGAAUGACAGAACGGAACAACAUCAAGAGCUCUCAGACAAGUACAAUGGAAAAGCAUGUUUUGACUCUGCUGCAGUACUGUAGACAGAACAAAUCUGGUCUAUCAGAUGAGGCCCUCAGUGAAGAGUUUGAAAACAUGUGGAGGAACACUCUGUCUGAGAUUCACUUCAAAGGACUCCCAAGAAGAGAUGUGGCUCAAGAUGCCUUCCUCAUGUUACGUGAUAAUCUGUUAAUGAAGGGGAGUCAUGCCAACAAGAUGUUGGUUGGAAACAGUCUGGUGGAUUGUGGGAGAAAAGCCUUUGUUUUGGAAUCAGAGAGUUUGUGGCAGCAUACUAAUAUCUUCCUAAAGCACUGGGAUCCCGACCAUCACAGGAAGAAACUACAAGACCUCUGUGAUGACAUCAUAAAACACUGUCAGGAGUUUAUAACCCAGAGGGUGAAAAGCAAAACAGAUUACAAUGACACUCACAUCAAAGAACUGCUUAGAAUAAUUGACAAAACAUUGCAACACACAGAAGUUAAAGUCAGUGAGGAAUGUGAGGUUUCUCUCAAACAACACAUAUGUGGCAAAGCAGCCAGAGAGUUUCAGAAGAUGCAUGAUGAUUUAAUUGAAGUCAAUGACCCAAGGAAUUGUCUGGAAAAGUCUAAGAACAAGUACCUUACUGAGUUCAGAGACUUGUUUCAUAACCGAGACAAGUGCCUAAAGAAAGCUGAGGAGUUCACAAAGCUCUGUUUGCAGCCAGCUGUCCAGGUCUAUGUGACCAAAAUGAUUGGUCCUGAUGUGGUUGAUGAAGUGAAGAUCGGUAAAGGGUCAGAGGCUUACAGCACCCGAAGUGCUUUCCAGUUCUCCAUUUUGAAAAAGCUCCUGACUGAUGGAGAAUAUCAGAAAUAUAAAGAGUACAUUAACCAUUAUGAAAGGUUUGUAAAGGACUGGCUGUUUGACCACAUUGUCCAACAACUCUCAAAGGACAACAGUCUGGAGAAAUUGGAGAAUAAACUUCUUUCAGAGAUAGUCAAGAUAAUCACUGUGGCAAUUUCAAACAUCAGAAACACAACUAGCACUGUAAAAGAUAUCAAGACAUUCAUUCAGAACAUCUGCUGUGCCCUUGAAGAAAAGCUUGUUUUUCCAAAGGAUGCUCUGGAUUCCAUCAUGACUCUAAACUACUCUGCUAACAUAGCACAGUUUGCUGACUACCUCACAGUGUUUGUGGGAGAAAUGGAGCAGUCACUGGCAGCUGAGUACGUUCAGGGAGGAGACAUCAAAAAUAGACUAAAAUCUCUGCCAUUCAAGCCUCAGGACAAGAUGUUCACCAGUGUGUUUGGCUGUGGAGAGGUAUGUCCUUUUUGCAGUGCACCCUGUGAAGCACUUUACCUGCAUUCACCGUCCACAAGGAGUCAGUGGUUGGAGGAAUUUAAGGACAAGGGUGUUAAGUACUGACAUAUGUUCAUCCUCUGUGAUUAGUGACAUAAUUUUCAUCUCAAACCUGACUGAAGGCAAACCUCACCCCUACAAGGACUACCAGACAUAUUACCCUGACUGGGUCAUAACUGGAGAUUCCAGCAUCAAGGCAUCAGACUACUGGAAGUAUGUGAUGGCCACAUUCAAUGAGAGAAUCGCUAAAGACAGAGAUGCACUCCCUGCUGAUAUCCCAGAGGACUGGAAGGCAUUAACAUUUGAUGAUGCAAUGAAGAGCUUGAAGGGCUCCUUCAACAUGAAAGACUAG